AGGUGUUGACCGAUUUUCGGGGAAGUUUCCAUUCGCGUUUCGUAGCGUUGUAGACUAUGAGUGAUACCGCGCUUGGGGAAGCCACCUGCGAAAUUUGUUCUGAUCAUGUAGCGAUCAAGUCAAGAGAGCAACCGUUGAAAAGUUUGAAGAGCAAUGAAACUUAUGUCUCGCUGCUCUCAGAAUAUGUAGCAGUCGAAUGUCGGAAGUUGACCAGCGAGAACCUUGUUAUUUGUGACGGUUGUUUCGACGUUUUGGAUUCAUGUACGAUGCUGUACCUUGAAUUGCAUUCAAGAUUAAUCCUCCUGAGAUCUCGACGUCGAUAUCCUGAAUUUCUCACCGAAUCUGGGCUAUCGUCCGUCAUGUUACUCGACGCUCCGAUGCCCGUGGCAAUCCGAAAACCACCCCUUAUGGAGCAGAACAUUUCCCCGGCUGUAAAAUCCGAAUCAAAAUUUAUUGAAAAAUUCCAUGGAUCAUCAACCAUUUCAGACUCGUCCAAGUUUUCUGUUCGUUUCUCUCCGAACGGUGAUUCGCCCGUCUCAGACGUUAUCUUUCCCGAAGCAGCUCAGCCGCUUGUGGUUUGCGAUUUUCCCGAUCCCGAGGAGACUUCUGAUGAACCAGAUACACCCGAAAGCACAAAAAUCACGUUAUCCUCUACCAAGUCGCAUGGUGUCGAGUCGGCUCCAUUCCAAAAUCUAGUUGUUCGCAAACGUGAGAAAAACAUUUGA
Notodromas monacha is the source of this 725-nucleotide messenger RNA. The record is from the annotation of a GenBank genome assembly. Lineage: Eukaryota; Metazoa; Arthropoda; Ostracoda; Podocopida; Cyprididae.